AUGACCCUCACCGAACUCGUCGCCAUCUCCUCCCACCCCCCGUCCUCCUCAGGCGCCUCCGCUUCACCAGAAGCCUACAUCUCUCUCCAUGACCUCCACUCCUUCACCCAAACCUCCACGUUCAAGAAGUCAUGCACACCAUCCAACUCCCUCGCCAUAUCUCCAACCCACAUCUUCGCAGCUCAAUCCGAUAAAACAGUACUCAAUGUCUACAACCGCACCAAAAACUCAUUAGAAACUACUGUUCCGCUACCGGAACAAUUAACCGCAGUAACAUGCUCAAGUAAUGGCGGGAUCGUAGCAAUGGGUACCGCCAGUGGCAGGGUCAACAUCUGGGAGACCUCCUCGGGCCGAUAUACCUCAACCCCACUCUCCCAUCUCCAAAAGAUCACAAGUAUAACAAUAGACCCAACCUCGACUUUCCUCCUAACCGGCUCUCUGGACACCAACAUCCUAGUCUGGUCAAUCCCCCACCUCCUCCUCCCGUCAUCUGCCAAAAGGCCAUUAAGAACCCUAGAAUACCACCAACAACCCAUUAUCUCCGUAUUAUGCGGCCACGGCACCGGACCAUCCGCUCUCGCCGUCUCAGCGGCUGCAGAUUCAAGUGUAAUAGUCUGGAACUAUCAAGACGGUAGUUUACUCCGAACUUUCACACUAUCCAGUAUUCCAACCUGUUUGGCGUUGGAUCCAGUGGAUAGAGGGUUUUAUGUGGGGUUUUCGGAUGGUUCUAUUCAACAGGUGGAGUUUUCGAAGGUUGGGAAUAGGACUGUGGAGUUGGGGAAUGGGACUACUUCACCGGCUGAGAGUAGUAGUGGGGGGGAUGGGGAGAGGUCGUAUGAUUCUCCGUUGUAUAGAGCGGAUGAGAGACAUAUACCUAUUGCUACGAGUGGGAGUGGGAGUAAAUGGACUGCGGAGGGUCAUGAUACGGCUGUUACUACUAUGGAUGUGGUUUUCCAAGGAAAUUACCUGGUAGCGGGUUCUGAAGGCGGGAGUGUGAAUGUUUGGGAUGCGGCGUCAGGACAAUUGUUUCGUACUCUAGCGACUUACAAAGCCCCGAUAUCAAACGUCAAAGUCCUCCCACCGACAGGAUUCAGCGAAGAUACCGUCACAACCUCACAACUAACAAUCAUCCCACCGCGAUACCACGAAGCCGUAAAGGCGUCUUCUGGAAAUCAAGUAGACGUAGACACCACCCUCCCACCCAUGUCACUACAAUUCCACAACACUCUAAAUCCAACUCCAGACCCCUUCUCACCAGCUUCAGAUCUUGAUGCCAUAAAACGGGGUAUAGAAUACUUCAACUCCCCCACCACAGCAAGCUCGACAAAUAGCAUCAGGGGCGAUCAAAUAACAAUAACUGAAUUCAAGAGCAGCGAAGAUGCUGAAAAGAUUGAAACCUUAGAAAAGGAAUUGGCGACGGUGAAGGAGAGGUAUAAACGACUUAAUGAGGUUCAUAAACAAACUUGGGAAGAGCAUACGAAGUGGGUUAUGGAGGUUGAUAAAGAGAAGGCAGAGAAGAUGAAGGAGAUGGGACCGGAGGGGAUGGAAGAGUAA
Molecule: messenger RNA, 1554 nt
Organism: Orbilia oligospora ATCC 24927
Lineage: Eukaryota; Fungi; Ascomycota; Orbiliomycetes; Orbiliales; Orbiliaceae
Exons: 3
Coding region: 1-1554 (517 amino acids)
Biological process (GO): DNA-templated DNA replication; rRNA processing
Cellular component (GO): nuclear pre-replicative complex
Molecular function (GO): protein binding
Source: RefSeq, a predicted model, not a curated record